This is a messenger RNA of Gambusia affinis (western mosquitofish), 2348 nucleotides long. RefSeq names its product CD209 antigen-like protein C. The record is from RefSeq and is a predicted model, not a curated record. Lineage: Eukaryota; Metazoa; Chordata; Actinopteri; Cyprinodontiformes; Poeciliidae. Bases 125 to 877 code for a protein of 250 amino acids. The transcript is spliced from 7 exons.
AAGAGCCUGCGGUGGCGGGAGGACAGAGGAGCGGUCCGACUGCCAGCCGAAGAAAUCAGGAAAUGCUUGUGAUCAGACCGAAGAGAUCGGAGAGUCUACAAAACGUUCAGCAUCUGUCAAAGCAAUGGACGAAAUUUAUAUGAAUGUUGAUCCUGUGAAUAAUGCCUGGCAAAUUCCUGCUAGAAAAAAUGAAGGUCCUGGCAGCUCUAAGAAGAAAAUCUAUGUGGGUGUCAUCAUCUUUCUGGUUCUUCUGAAUGUUUUGAUGCUGAUUGGACUCAUCAGCCUUGGUGUUUUCUUUCAUGAUGUGAGCAGCUUGGCAGCAGAUCUCAUCGACAACAAAGACAAUCUGACUGAUCGUCUCCAGUCCAGUAAUGACCAGCUUUCUGUAAUGACCGAAGAAAGAGACCGUCUGAAUGCAACCCUCACAAAAAUGUCUAACGAGAUGAUCAGGCUUCAGAGUUUGUUGAAGAAAAAGAAAACCUGUCCUGCAGGAUGGAUGAUGUUCAACUAUUCUUGUUAUUUCCUCUCUACAUCGUCUGGCUCCUGGGAUAAAGCCAGAGAAGACUGCAGGAACAGAGGAGGAGAUCUGGUGGUGAUAAACGACGAUGAUGAACAGGAUUUUCUUUCUACAAUCAUCAAAAAAUAUACAUGGAUUGGUUUGACUGAUAUAGAAACUGAGGGAUCCUGGAAGUGGGUUGAUGGCACUCCGCUGACUCAACUACUUAACAAAUACUGGGCAAAUAAACAACCUGAUAAUGGUGGUGGAGACCCACAGUGGGGGGAAGAGGACUGUGCACUUAUCCUGACUACUAAGUUAUGGAAUGAUCUUAAAUGUUCUGAUUCUCAGCAGUGGAUCUGUGAAAAGGAUCCAGUCUAAAUUGGAAGUAUAUCAGAAAUUGCUUUACAGUUGAGACUAAGUUUAGCUUGCUCUGCUUUAUGCUUGGCUGCAUUGUUGUCUGUGACUGACCUCUGUGGUCUCUGUGAACGUCGACAUGAAGGCCUGAUUGUAGUGACUGCAACACGAGUGUUCACCAACACUGAAACUUCAAAGGAUGGCGCUAAACACCCACCCAUCCAUCCAUCCAUUUCCCUAAUGGGGUCAGGAGGGUUGCUGGUUCCUAUCUCCAGCUACGUUCCAGGCGAGAGGUCGCCAGUCUUUUGCAGGGCAGCAGAGACACACAACCAUUCACACACACACACUCACACCUAGGGAGAAUUUAGAGAGACCAAUUAACCUGACAGUCAUGUUUUUGGACUGUGGGAGGAAGCCGGAGAACCCGGAGAGAACCCACCAUGCACAGGGAGAACAUGCAAACUCCAUGCAGAAAAACCCCGGGAAUUGAACCCAGGACCUUCUUGCUGCAAGGAAACAGCUCUACCAACUGCGCUACUGCACAGCCCCAUGCUAAACACCCUUUGAUGUUUUAUAAUAGUAAUAAUAAUCAGUCAACUCAUGAACAGAUGAAAAUAACACAAGACUUGUUUUAAGUAUAACUGUGGGGAGUUUCUAUUGUUGACCCCUUUGGAUUAUUUCUCAGGAACCAGAAGGACAAAAAACUGCACUGUGUGCUUAUUGAUAAAUCAUGUUAUUCAAUUCUUAUUCUUUUGUAAUAAUAUUGAGUAUCUGGGUUUUUCUUUGUGUUAGUUUAGGUUUUUGUGUUGUUUUCAGUUAAUUGAGUCUCCAUUUGUCUCUUGUUUCUCCUUAUUGUGUGUAUUUAAUCCCACCUGUGUUCCUGGUUCCUUGUUGGGUUCUCGUCUUGUCUGCCGUCAAGUUUGUUGUUUUGGUUUAGUUAUCCCAGUUGCUACCAGCUCUGAGUUUUGUUGUGUCUCAUCUGUACUGCCUGGAUUUCUGGACUUUGGAAUUGCAUUUUCACCAUUAAAUCAUCUUUAAUUCACUCCAACGUGGGUCCUCUGUGUCUGCCUCACCACCUCUCUACCACACUUCAUGACAAAGACAGUAAACAAACUAAAUCAUUCUCACCAUGAGACUCAUCUCUGAGUGGAGAGCAGCAGUUCAUCUUAGUGAAUAUGAACACAUUCCUGUCCACACAGUCUCAGUGACUCACAUUUACAUACGAUCAGGCCUCAACAUUUGAUCAUAUGAUCAAUUAUCAUUAACUAAUUUGUGUUCGGUGAACUUACAACCAUCAGAACAGCAAAAGGCCUCUUUUUGUUACUUGACAGAACAAAAGCUCCUAUCUGCUACAUUUACUGUACUGGUUUCUGUCCAUGUUGAUGAUGUCAUUGGAAAGUUUUGUAUGGAUGAUAUUAUCUUGAAAAGUUGGAACUGUAUUUUGUAAUUCCUUGUGGCUUUAAAAGGCAAUUAAAUAAUAAACUUGCAGAUUCUA